GGCUGACGCUCUCCGCUCCAAGGCCGCCUUACGCCGCCGUUCCUUUUGGCAUCAUCUCAUCUCAUCCUUCCCCUUCCCCUUCCCUCUCUCUUUUGUUCCCCUCCUCCUCUCUACUCCUCCUCAUCUCUCUCCUCCACCACACCAACACCCACCACCCCCCCUCCCCUCCCCUACACCUUCCAGACCGUUCCUUCUGGCCAUGGGUCUUGCUGGUUCGCUGGUCUUGUUUGCUCUCCUACAUGCAGACACCCUUUCCCUCUCAUUGUGACCGCCGUUGCUUGAUCUAUGGCGUAUCGUCUUGACUCGCCUUCCCGUGCAUUCGGCCGCUGACCUGCAGCUCCCACGCUGCCAUCCGCCUCUCUCCCGGAUAUCGAGCCCUUCCUCCCUCCCAAUUCCUCUCCUCCGAUCGAGCCCGGUAUAUUCUGUCUCGCCCUCGUUCUCCCUCGACCUCUCUGUCUCGCCUGACCUCAUUGCCCCUCUAUACCUGCCUCAUGCCCGCCCUGGAGGUACCCGACACCGGGUUGUCUCUCUGCAGAGACAACCACGGCAAUGAUGCUACGGGCAGGCCACCGCAGAUAAUGCGGCUGAAUCUAGCUCAGAGCACCCUUGACGAGCUGAUCCAAAGCCUACGCACCGACGAAACAGCUCGAAUUCGCUUGGGUAAACACCAGACCCUCUACUACGGUUCCAAAUCCCAGUCGUUCCACUCCGUCUCCGAACCGCAUCGAUCCGAACUAUACAGCGGCAGCGCCGCUGACAAGGAAAAUCUAUACUUUACGGGACUCUUGAGUCAUAGCUUGGAGGUUCAAAAGGCAAAGGAAGCUACUGCGGCUACCGAUCAGGCAUUGGCCAAUCUGGAACAGAGCCUGAACGCCUUCGAGCGAGGGAAGGAGUCGAAGAAGACGCACAUAAUUACCAGUUUUGACGAAGUGAGGGCUUUGCGAGCUGGUGAUAGUCGGUCGAGCACCGGAAAGCAUCGUCUCUCUCGCGUCCCCGCGAGCAAGGUGGAGCUCGAGAAGGAUCGUCUGCUCAAUGCCGCCAAUCGCUCCGUAUCCUCGAGCCCGGCGUUGGGGGUCGCCCGCUCUCCUGUGUCCAUGCCUCCGCUCACGCCUACCUCCGCUCCGGUCUCCCAAAACAAAGAUCGCAUUCGCCUCGAAGCCCUCAAGGUCCCCUUCAUCCACCUCCUCGCAGUCCGUGCUGUUUCCGCCAACUUCCUUGCGCGGCUGACCCGCUCAUCCAUCGAGGACUGUGAAACUCUGGCCCGGAAAUACGGCACCGAGAAUCGAAUCAACCCGGAGAAGUAUGAUCUCAGAGAUAAAACAUACAGGGAUCUUGAUGUGUGGAAAUUCCCGUACCCGUCUCAGGAAGACAGACAGGAAGCCAUUGAAAAUGCAAUUUCUGCUUUCGAUCGCAUGCGGGUCUCACGUUCCGACAAGCUCUGGCAGACCCUUCUUCCCAAGGAAGAACGCGGGAAGGGCAAGUGCCUGUCGCGGCUGGACUUGCGGACAGGCCCCAUUAAGAAGGCCGCUACCCCUCGGAUACAAGUGCACGCUUCUGAGGAGAACGGCAAGGAGGGCUACACUACCGGGCAGGAGACCGAUAAAGUUAAUGGGAACGGUCCCACUCCCAAGGCUGCGGAGCCCACGUCGGCUCCCAAGCCUGGAGCAACUGCGCAAAAGAAACGGCCAGGUGACAAGGACACUGGGGCAAAGCGCCCUCCCGCAAAGAGCAAGGCUGCCCCUAAUAGUACCUUGACCGGGCGCGUUACCAAGAAGGCGGAGCGGAAGACAACGGUGAAACCAGAGGGCAAAUUCAAAUCGGCGGAAUAUGUUCAUGAUUCCGAUGAUGACACGGACAUGCCCGAUGCGUCGUCAACGGAGAGGCCCCGGCCUGAGAAGACAAAGCCGGAGCCUAAACCAUUGCUCAAAGUACCCGAUUCGAGUACCCCUAGGGAAUCUUCCCAUGUACCGACGCCGAAAUUCGAACCACCGGAGCCUGCACCACGAUCAGAACCGACACCCCUGGCUUCCAGUAAGCCUACUGCAAUGAAGCGUCCUCCUUCGUCGCGGCCUCCGGCCCAGAAGUCCCCUCAGAAGUCCCCCCAGAAGCCGUCGCCUCUAGGGUCCUCGCCCCCCACCAAUGUCUCCGAUAUUCAGAGUCGCAGCCGCUCUUCGAGCCAGAACAACUCAUCUAGUUCCUCUUCAUCGCCUCUUAUAACUCAAGUGAACAAACCAAUUCGGCCUCCCACGGGUGCCCCCACUGUCAAGAAAGUCGCCAAACCCAACGGGGUUUCCCGACCGAAUGACGUGGCUAAUCCUCUCAAGCGCAAGGCCGAGCUGGAGCGACCUGCCGUGCCGCCUCGUGGUGCUGGUCGUACCACCGGGGACCUGGAACACAAGCGGCGACGAGCCGUGAGCACGUCCAGUGGCAGCACAGGGAGCACGGGGAGCGCGUCGCCCCCUCUCAGCCGCGAGAUUCUCCUCCAACAAUUGCGCGAGAAGGCGCAGAAGUUCAAGCAGUACUAUACCAAGUACCGCACCUUACAUGACGCAUUGGCCUCGCAAGCCGACCCACCCCGAGUGGACUUGGAUCGGCUUCAGAAGCAACACCUUCGGCUGCAGCGGAUGAAGAAGGAGAUUUGGGACGAAGAUCGACGGCUCCGGGACUAAUCAUAACGACAGAUCAUGGCAUGUGCAUGAACUUUAAUUCUCCGCCCUUGUUUCUUAUACUCCCUCAACCCGGACAUUGACAGAACGGGGUUCCUGUUAUUAUUGCAAGAUAUUGAGCUCUGACUACCAUUGUGUAUCGCUUAGCAUGACGAAGCCGGAUAUGUGCUUCGAGGCGUUUGGGGAGGGGUUAUUAUUUAUGUCCUUUUCUUUUGUGUUCCCUUUUUCUUAUUUAUUCACUUUUUUUUUGUUUUCUUUUCCUUUGUUGCUUGGCAUAUCUGCAUCCUAUCACGCCGUGACAAACUGCAUGCAUGUAAUUGGAGUGACGACUACUAUAUAUUAGAGGCUGGGGCUGUCAACGAGGGCAGGACGCAAGGAAUCUGCAAGGAGGCUUCGAUACUUGGAGCCGCGGGGAGCCGACACGAGCUAGAAACCAAUGAGAACGAAGAUUCCCACACCA
Aspergillus heteromorphus CBS 117.55 is the source of this 3126-nucleotide messenger RNA. RefSeq lists its product as uncharacterized. The transcript has a single exon. Lineage: Eukaryota; Fungi; Ascomycota; Eurotiomycetes; Eurotiales; Aspergillaceae. The coding region runs from base 492 to 2669 and encodes 725 amino acids. The record is from RefSeq and is a predicted model, not a curated record.